Messenger RNA from Heterostelium album PN500, 1206 nucleotides. RefSeq names its product Rab GTPase domain-containing protein. Gene Ontology annotation, cellular component: endomembrane system. The record is from RefSeq and is a predicted model, not a curated record. Lineage: Eukaryota; Evosea; Eumycetozoa; Acytosteliales; Acytosteliaceae. Gene Ontology annotation, biological process: intracellular protein transport. Gene Ontology annotation, molecular function: GTP binding; GTPase activity. Bases 1 to 1206 code for a protein of 401 amino acids. The transcript has 4 exons.
AUGAAAUCAUUCUUUUCAAACUUUACUAAAAGUUCAACAAACAAUAACAAUAGUCUAAAUAAUAAUAGUAGUGGUGUUGGUAAUAAUAACAAUAGCUCAUCUUCAUUAAGAGCAUCACUUCUGUCAACCAACUCUUUUGAUAGUUUUAAUUGUUUUGAUAAAGUUAGAAUUGCUGUAGUUGGUGAUACAACAGUAGGUAAAACAUCAUUAGUCAACCUUAUUUGUAAAAAUCAAGUUAUAGAUUCACCUUCAUGGACAUGUGGUUGUAAUACUGAUAUUAAAAUACAUGAAUAUCACUCUAAAGAUUAUUUUAUAGAGUUUCUAGACGUUGGUGGAUCAGCUAAAUACAAGAUAACAAGAUCGCUAUUCUACAGUGGUAUCAAUGGUUUAAUAGUUGUCUACGAUGUAACCAAUAAGAAUUCACUUUCAAAUGUUAAAAAAUGGAUAUUCGAAGUACUUAAUAAGAUUUCUACAUCUACAGCCAAUUGGCAACUAAAAGAAACAGAGAAUCCAAAGUUAUUGGAACUCGAAAACAUUGUACAUCAAAACAACAAAGCACCCAGCAUACCGCUACUCAUACUCGGUAACAAAUCGGAUCUCUAUCACGAUGGAAACUAUAUUGCAAACGAUAAACUUGGUAAAUUAAGUAUUUCUGUUAUAAUAUCGAAUAUGUUGGCGGGAUCGAAACGACGUACUCUUGGCGGUAUCUCUCAGGGUGUCUUUAGUUUCAACAUUGUUACACCAAGUACUAGUACGAAUCAUCAGAACAACAACUACAACAAUAACAACGCCAAGAAGAAUGGCGGUAUACAACAACCAACGGCUGCUGCCUCUGACUUUGGACCACAGGACUAUGAUCAUCUUAGCACACCACAAUCAACAAGCAUAACAACAUCAUCAUCAUCGACAAUAGAGAGACCACUCUAUUUAAAUCAUCAAAAUAUACAUUCAUUAUCACCAACACUUCCACUUACCAUACAUGAUUUGAAUAAUGAUAAUGAUCAUAGUAACGAUAAUAUCUUUUACAAUGAAAACUUUUCACCACCUAAUAAUAUUCCAUCCACAUCACUUCCAAUGUUUUUAUCAUCACACAACAACAAUAAUAACAAUAAUUAUAAUGAUAUAAAUACUGAAAUAACGAUAUCUCCUUUGAGAACACCACAUAGAACAAGAUCAACAUCGUUUGAAAGAAAAUGGAAUAAAUAA